Molecule: messenger RNA, 3799 nt
Organism: Lactuca sativa (garden lettuce)
Lineage: Eukaryota; Viridiplantae; Streptophyta; Magnoliopsida; Asterales; Asteraceae
Product: ARM repeat superfamily protein
Biological process (GO): protein export from nucleus; RNA export from nucleus
Cellular component (GO): RNA nuclear export complex; nucleus; cytoplasm
Molecular function (GO): RNA binding; nuclear export signal receptor activity
Source: RefSeq, a predicted model, not a curated record
UUAGAACAUUACCAUUGCAAGCUUUCCUCUUUCUAAAACCCUCACUCACACGUUAGUCGUUGCCGCGACCAUGGACAGCAGUGGUACAGCGAGCGAUGUUGCCCGAGCUAUCGUCGCCGCCCUUGGCUGGAGCUCUUCGUCCGACGAUCGCAAAUCGGCUAUGUCGUACUUAGAAUCUGUAAAAUCUGGGGAUGUUCGUGUUUUGGCAAGCACAUCAUUUCUUUUAGUCAAGAAAGAUUGGCCUUCUGAAGUUCGUCUGCAUGCAUUCAAAUUAUUGCAGCAUCUAGUGCGACUAAGAUGGGAAGAAUUGAGCCCUGAAGAAAGACGAGAAUUUGCAAAAGUUUCUAUGGAUUUAAUGAACGAAAUUGCAAACAGUUCUGGAGAGUGGGCUCUAAAAAGUCAAACAGCUGCUCUAAUUGCUGAGAUAGUCAGGAGAGAAGGCGUAAGUCUAUGGCAAGAACUUGUUCCAUCUCUAGUAGCUCUUUCCAACUCUGGCCCCACACAUGCUGAGAUGGUGUGUAUGAUGCUGAGGUGGCUUCCUGAAGAUAUCACUGUUCAUAACGAAGACUUAGAAGGUGAUCGACGUAGACUGUUGUUACGUGGGUUAACUGAAUCUUUGCCUGAAAUCCUUCCAUUGUUGUAUACAUUAUUAGAAAGACACUUUGGAGCUGCCAUGACUGAAGCAGGUAGGCAACAACUUGAAGUUGCAAAGCAGCAUGCAGCUACAGUAACAGCUACUCUUAAUGCCAUCAAUGCAUAUGCUGAAUGGGCCCCAGUGCCUUAUCUUUCAAAAUAUGGCACAAUCCAUGGUUGUGGCUUUCUACUAUCUUCUCCUGAUUUCCGACUUCAUGCGUGUGAGUUUUUCAAGCUCGUGUCCUCUAGGAGGAGACCUGCUGAUGCAGAUUCUGAUUUUGAUUCUGCAAUGAGCAGCAUUCUUGUCAUAUUGAUGAAUGUAUCUACAGAGUUUUUACGGGUAUCAGAGACAAAUUCUGGCAUUAUUAGUGAUAGUGACUUUGAGUUUGCAGAGUCUAUAUGUGAAAGUUUGGUGUCUUUUGGUUCUACAAACUUGCAAUGCAUCACUGGUGAUAGUGAAAUACUAUCUCUCUAUUUACAAAAGAUGGUGCAGUAUUUCAGACAUUAUAAGAUCGAGCUUCACUAUCAGUCCCUUGUAUUUUUACUGGCAUUAGUGAGAGAUUCACUCUCGAAGCCAAAGACAGUUGGAGAUGGGUCAGUUGACAAUCUUGCCCCUGGUUCAGGGCAGACUGAUAAUCAUAAAAGAAAGAUCUUACCUUUUGUAAAUGAUGAGAUAUGUAGCAUCAUGUUGGAUAUAUCUUUUCAGAGAAUGCUUAAAAAAGAAAAAUCUAACCCUGGAAAUGAACUUGCUGUAUUGGAAUUAUGGAGUGAUGACGUGGAGGGCAUGGGAGAUUUUGGCCAAUAUCGUGCAAAGCUGCUGGAAUUGGUUCGACUUAUUGCUUCUUUCAAACCUCUUAUAACCAUUACCAAAGUUUCAGACAGAAUCAUUAUGAUCAUUAAGAGCCUUCUUCUUUCCCCACUGCCUUCUCAGAAUUUAACUAUACUAGAAAGCAUGCAACUUGCUGUGGAGAAUGUUUUGGGAGCUGUUUUUGAUGGUCAAAAUGAUGAGAAUGGGAGUGCUUCUGAUGCUCAACUUGCUUCUUGCAGAAUUCUAGAAGGUCUACUUCAACAACUUCUUUCUUUGAAAUGGAGUGAACCUGAAUUAGUUGAAGUUCUUGGGCACUAUUUAGAAGCACUGGGACCCUUCUUGAAGUAUUAUCCGGAUGCUGUUGAAAGUGUUAUCAAGAAACUCUUUGAGCUCCUAACCUCAUUGCCAAUAGCUGUCAAGGAUCCUGCAACUAGUAGAUCUAGACAUGCAAGAUUACAUAUUUGCACAGCCUUUAUACGAUUGGCCAAAACUGCUGACACACGUCUUUUGCCUCACAUGAAGGGCAUAGCAGACAUGGUGUCAUAUCUGCAAAAAGAAGGUCAAUUACUUCGUGGUGAACACAAUCUUUUUGGUGAAUCAUUUCUCAUUAUCGCAUCUGCAGCUGGACCUCAACAGCAGCAAGAAGUUAUGACCUGGUUGCUUGAGCCUUUAAGCAGUCAAUGGACACAAAUCGAGUGGCAAAACAUGUAUUUAUCCGAUCCAUCAGGCCUGGUUAAAUUGUGUGGUGAAACACAGUUUAUGUGGUCAUUAUUUCACACUGUAACUUUCUUUGAAAAAGCACUUAAAAGAAGUGGGGUUAAAAAAGGAAAUCUGAAUGUUAAUAAUUCUACUCCUUCUCAUCCUUUGGCUUCUCAUCUCCCAUGGAUGCUCCCACCUCUUCUCAAACUUCUUCGUGCUAUGCAUUCUCUUUGGUCGCCAUCUGUCACUCAAUUGUUACCUGGAGAAAUAAAGUCUGCUAUGAUCAUGACUGAUGCCGAACGAACAAGUCUUCUUGGUGAAAGUACGAAAAUGCCCAAGGGUACAAUAACUUUCACUGAUGGCUUGCAAAACACAAAAGACGGAAAUCCAGAACCAAACGAAACCGAUAUCCGAAACUGGUUAAAGGGUAUCCGAGAUAGCGGGUAUAAUGUACUGGGUCUAUCAACAACAGUUGGAGACUCGUUUUUCAGAUGCAUGGAUAUUGAAGCGAUUGACUUAGCACUGGUUGAGAAUAUUCAGUCAAUGGAGUUCAGACAUAUAAGACAACUUGUUCAUUCGAUUUUGAUCCCAUUAGUGAAAAACUGUCCUUCUGAUCUGUGGGACAUAUGGUUAAAAAGACUAAUGUACCCUCUUCUUGUAUAUUCUCAUCAAGCUCUUAGAAUCUCAUGGUCUGGUCUCUUGGAUGAAGGGCGAGCAAAAGUUCCAGAUUUUAAUGGAGUUUUAGGUGGAUCUGAUUUGAAAGUUGAAGUAAUGGAAGAAAAGUUACUCCGUGGCUUAACCCGUGAGAUUUCAACUCUCCUUUCAGUUUUGGGGGGCCCAGGGUUGAACCCUGGGCUCAAUUCUGAACAGUCUUCUAAAGAUUCUAAUGUCGUGUCAACCUCUUUAGUUGGGUUUCUUUUGAAGAACAAGGAUAUAGCUGUUCCGAUGUUGAGUUUGUGUUUAGAUGCUUUUAGAUGGACGGAUGGUGAGUCGACUAUUAAGGUUGCAUCCUUCUGUGGGGCUGUGGUCAACCUAGCUAUGUUGACCGAUAAUGUUGAGCUUCGACAAUUUGUUUGUAAAGAUCUUUUUUCGGGGAUAAUUCAAGGUUUAGCACUCGAGUCAAAUGCUUUUACUAGUGCUGACCUUGUUAGUCUGUGUCGAGAAAUAUUUGUAAACUUUUGCAAGGACGACCCUACACCCAGACAAAUUUUGCUGUCACUUCCUUGCAUUACGCCUCAAGAUCUGUUGGCAUUUGAAGAAGCAUUGGGGAAGACGAGUAGUCUUAAGGAACAAAAGCAGCUUAUGAGAAGCUUGCUGUUGGUAGGUACUGGGAACCAGUUGAAAGCACUUGCUGUUCAAAAAAGUGUGAACGUAAUCACUAAUGUUGUAGCAAGACCACGAAGCUCAAUAUCUGCCUCAGAUUCCAGAACUGAAGAUGGAGGUGCAAUCGGUUUGGCUGCUAUUAUGUAGUCUUGAUUUGGUUGUUUUAUGUAGAAAACGAGUUUUAUUGAGUUUGAGAUGUACACAAAAACGAAUAGUUUUUGAAGAUGUAUCUAACGAGGUCUCUUCCUAUUCCUGAUGUAUGUAACAAACCAUUAUAUGAUACUUACUUCACUAAACCAUGUUUCCGAAAUGUCAAUGUUUUAUUAGUUGUGUUUC